This is a messenger RNA of Arachis ipaensis, 1674 nucleotides long. RefSeq lists its product as uncharacterized. Lineage: Eukaryota; Viridiplantae; Streptophyta; Magnoliopsida; Fabales; Fabaceae. The record is from RefSeq and is a predicted model, not a curated record.
AUGGCGGACGAGCACAGUCACGCUCCCUCCAUCAAUCAGGCGGAAAUUUUAGCAAUCAACGAGGCCCUCAGGGCCGAGAAUCAAAAAAUGGCUGAGCUCCUGCGACAGAUGGGGCACGACCGAAGCAAGGGAGAACACAAGAGUGCCGAAAAUAAGGACAAUGAUGACGAGCACACCUCGGAAACCAAACACAUCAUCCCCAAAACCACCAAAACGACCACCAAAAAAAGAACCAACCCCUUCGCCAAAGAAGUCAUGAGUUUUGAAAUGCCUCAGAAUUUCACCUUACCGUCAACCUUAAAACCCUACAAUGGAAUAGGAGAUCCGAAUGUCCACGUCACCAAGUUCCAGGCCAUGAUGUUCAUGAAUAAGGAUUCUGACCCGAUCUUAUGCCACACAUUCCCAACUUUCCUAGAUGGAGCCGCUCUGAUUUGGUUUUCCAACCUCCCUAAAGGCUCCAUUUCUAACUUCGACGAACUAGCAGCCCAGUUCGUCAACCACUUCGCCGCAUCUAAAAUAUAUGUCCAUAACUCCGACUACCUAAGCACCAUCAAGCAGGGACCGAACGAAAGCCUAAAAGACUACAUGACUAGGUUUGCCGAAGCAACCAACGAGAUACCUAACCUAAACCCCGAAGUCCAUCUCCACGCCUUAAAGAGCGGCCUUCGGCCAGGGAAAUUCCAAGAAUCCGUAGUCAUUGCAAAACCAAAAACCUUGGCCGAGGUGGAAGAAUUCCGGGCACUGCGAAGAGCAGAUAAGCCUAUCCCAAGCAGAGACGAGGAAAGGGAGGACAUAAUAAAGGACAUAUUGCACUCAAAACUUAUCAAACCCCCAAAUAGGGCCGGUACUUAUCAAGACCAGCAUUAUUUGGACAAAUCAAAGUAUUGUGCCUUCCACCAGAAGUACGGCCACACCACGGAUGACUGCGUAAUAGCCAAGGACGUCCUCGAAAAGCUCGCCCGCCAAGGGCUACUAGGCAAGUACAUUUCCAGCCGAGGAAGGAAGCGAAGCACAGACGAUCUCGGCCAACAAUCCAAACCGACUGACAAUUCCCGAGAUAAAGGGAAAAAGGUAGAUAACGAUAUCAAUCCACCCCGCAGAAUAAUAAACCGUAUUUCUGGUGAUUUUGCAGGUGGCGGAUGCACAAACUUGGCACGAAAAAGGUCGUACCGAACUAUGAUGACGAUGACAGAAACCACCACGUCCCAACCAGUCGAGAAGGACAAGCCAGAAAUCUCAUUCGUCCCGAAAGACUAUAAAGCAAAUGACCGGAACUUAGAUGACCCGGUUGUCAUCACAGCACAAGUCGGGGAGCCAUUAGUAAGGAAGAUCCUAAUGGACUCAGGAAGCAGCGCCGACGUACUUUUCUACUCAACUUUCCAAAAGAUGAAACUCAGCGACAAGAAUCUCCAACCCUCUUCCGAAGAACUGGUAGGUUUCUCAGGUGAGCGUGUCUUCAUUCGAGGUUACAUCUGGUUACAAACCACCUUCGGAGAAUACCCCAACAGUAAAACAAUAGAUAUACAAUAUCUUGUUGUAGACUGCAGAAAUCCAUAUAACAUCAUUUUAGGCAGACAAUCCUUGAACGCAUUCAAUGCUAUUGUUUCUACUGUGCAUUUGUGUGUUAAGUUUCUUUCACAGGACAACAAAGUCAUUACCAUCCACGGAGACUAG